AUUUUUUUAUUUUCGGUUCAGUUUACAGGAAUGACCUGCUCAUUGAUAGGAACCACAUGAAUGUUUGUUUAAAAACAUGGCUUUUCGGUGUCUCAAAGACAGUUAUAUGCAGGAGUUUGACACAUCUGUCGUGUCUUGCAUACCUGCGGAAUUAAAACUAGAGAACAACGGGAAGAAAGAAAAUGUGAAAGGUUUUAAAGUGAAACUAAAAGACACCAUUCUGUUUCCAGAGGGAGGAGGACAGCCUGAUGAUCAUGGGACGAUCGGAGGUGUCUCUGUACUGCGUGUAAUGAGACAGGGUCCUGAGGCAGUGCACUUCAUCAGCACUGCUCUAGAGGAGGGACAGGAGGUCCACAUCAAGCUGGACUGGGAGCGGCGGUUUGACCACAUGCAGCAGCAUUCAGGACAACACUUGAUCACAGCUUUAGCUGAUACAAUGUUUGGAUACAAAACUACCUCUUGGGAGUUGGGCCGUCAGCGUAGCAGUAUAGAGCUGGACACAGCCACAGUGAAGCCUAGAGAGAUGGAGGCUUUAGAGGCAGCAGUGAACGAGAAGAUCCGUGCACACAUUCCAGUCGCUGUUCACCUGCUGUCCAUUGAUGAUCCUGCUGUAGAGAAGGUGAGAAGUCGUGGUCUUCCUGAUGAUCAUGCUGGACCCAUCAGGAUCAUUGACAUUGAGGGUGUAGAUGCCAACAUGUGCUGUGGGACUCAUGUGUCCAACCUCAGUCACCUGCAGGUUAUUAAGAUUCUGGGAACUGAAAAAGGAAAAAAGAAUAAAACCAACCUGAUUUUCUUAGUGGGCAACAGAGUGCUAAAGUAUGCUGAGAAGAGUUACAACAUUGAAAAAUCUCUGACGUCCCUUCUUAAAACAGGGGCAGAUGAACAUGUCGAUGCAGUGGACAAACUACAGAAGACGGUAAAACGUCUUCAGAAAUGUAAUCUUAUUAUCCUGAGGGAAAUGGCUGUUAUGAUUGCACAGAACUUCAAAAGCAAACCAGACAGAGGCAACUUCUUCAGCUUACACAACAAAGAUGGUGAUAAUGAGUUCAUGAACAUCAUUGCAAAUGAAAUCGGAUUUCAGGACACAGUGAUCUUCCUGACAGUGGGUGAGGAGAAGGGUGCAGGACUGUUCCUUCUUGCAGGCCCUGAGAAUUUUGUAACUGAAUUUGGACCUCGGGUCUCAGAGCUGCUCAAGGGUAAAGGAGCUGGAAAGGCAGGACGUUACCAGGGUAAAGCCAACAGUCUGGCGAAGAGAGCAGAAGCAGAGGUGUUGCUGCAGGAGCACAGCUGCAAACUCACCGCAGGAGAGGAGUAAAGAACUGACCUGAUACUUCCAACACAGAUUGACACACACAGUUGCAGUGAGACUGCUGAGCAAAUGGUCGAGUGAUGAUCCAGACUCAAGCAGACAAUGAUUAAAUUGUGAUUCCAUUCCACAGUGCUUGAAGCCUGAUAACUACAAUGAUCAGAGAUAACAUUACUUGAACGGUGGACUCUGUAGAGUUAAAUAAGUGUAUGAGAGAAUUCAUGUAGUUUAAUUGGAAAGGAAAAAGAUAUUUGUAAGGCUAAUCAUUACAAGAGAUUAUAAAUUGAUUUAUUGCUGUAUGUAUGAGUUGAACAUAAUUCAUGUGUGUUUUGUCUGUGGAUUGUACUUUGUGUCUAAGCAGAUAAGGCAUAGGACAACCAAAAAUGAGAAUUCUGUCAAACUCAGAUUAUUUUUUAUUAUUAUAAUUCCUCAAAUAAAAGGAUGUUUGGCAGUACAAAUCAUCGUGCGCUUUCAUUGAACAGAAAACUGGCUCGGAUAUUCUGCAAACAACAUGAGCACAAACGGAAGUCGGCAUGUUAUUUCCGAGAGUUCCGGUACCCUGAUUGGCCUCAUUAUGCUGACUCACCGAUGAGUAUCUUCUCCUAUCAGACAUUUUUGCAUCAGCCCAAGUGUUUACCUUGCCCUGUCAAGUCAGCAGCAUGGGAGACCUGGGUUCAGAUCCCGCACUGAAACCAAGAAGUAAUUGCGUUCAUAUAAUCAUUGACUAGCGAGAUUUGGAGGUUGCAUUUUUCCCCUCUAACACUAAAUUUUUACUCCACUGAUUGUUAGGUUUGGGUUGGGGGGGUAGAGUUUAAUAAAUAUACAGUCCUCUUCACUGUAUUACAGCCUGUACAGCUGAAAACAACUCGCUUCACAACUCGCUUUUGGCGCCACUCUGUGGAUAUUACACAUGGAAAGUGGAGCUCGCACGUGCCCAUACGCCCGACAACACUUAACACUUUGGCCAAUGGGGGUAGUGUUUCACAUUUUGGUAAGAACAGACCAAUUUUAGCAAAAGAAAAGUGAACCUACUAUUUCUGACUUCACUGUCAGAUCAGUCUGCUGCAAAACAUAUUUUGGGUUUCACAGACUAAAUUAAAUCAUACAGGUUUGGAAUAAUAUGAGGGUGAAUAAACAAAGAAUUUUCAUUUUUGGGUGAAGUAUUCUGCCAAGGUAGUUUUAGGUUUUAGGCCAAUUGCAUUAUAUUGGUCUCAGGGAUUGCUUUUAAUUUUGUUUUACUGGUCUCUGUUCUAUGUAUUUUAUUUAGAAAAUUACUGAAAGUUUCAUUUUUUUUUAAUUAUUUUUCUAAGUGCAUCACUUCAGGUUUCUAAAUGUCUGAUUUACUCCUUUACUUCUCUGAUUUAAUACCCUGCUAUACCAUAAAACUUGUACUAUUAAAAUAAUAUUUUAUUGCA
Myxocyprinus asiaticus (Chinese sucker) is the source of this 2721-nucleotide messenger RNA. It is a transcript of the gene aarsd1, whose product is annotated as alanyl-tRNA synthetase domain containing 1. Gene Ontology annotation, biological process: regulation of translational fidelity; tRNA aminoacylation. The record is from RefSeq and is a predicted model, not a curated record. The transcript is spliced from 12 exons. The coding region runs from base 77 to 1315 and encodes 412 amino acids. Lineage: Eukaryota; Metazoa; Chordata; Actinopteri; Cypriniformes; Catostomidae. Gene Ontology annotation, molecular function: ATP binding; aminoacyl-tRNA ligase activity; Ser-tRNA(Ala) deacylase activity.